Messenger RNA from Penicillium taxi, 1401 nucleotides. Its product is annotated as glutamate dehydrogenase. Gene Ontology annotation, cellular component: cytosol. Bases 1 to 1401 code for a protein of 466 amino acids. The record is from RefSeq and is a predicted model, not a curated record. The transcript is spliced from 3 exons. Gene Ontology annotation, molecular function: L-glutamate dehydrogenase (NADP+) activity. Lineage: Eukaryota; Fungi; Ascomycota; Eurotiomycetes; Eurotiales; Aspergillaceae.
AUGUCGAACCUUCCAUCUGAGCCCGAGUUCGAGCAGGCCUACAAUGGUAUGUUAAUCCUCAAGCUUGCCUCAACCCUUGAGAACUCCACUCUCUUCCAGCAGCACCCAGAGUACCGCAAGGCUCUCCAGGUCGUCUCUAUCCCCGAGCGUGUUCUCCAGUUCCGUGUUGUCUGGGAAGAUGACAAGGGCGAGGUCCAAGUCAACCGUGGUUUCCGUGUCCAGUUCAACUCUGCUCUCGGUCCCUACAAGGGUGGUCUCCGUUUCCACCCAUCUGUGAACCUGUCUAUCCUCAAGUUCCUCGGUUUCGAGCAGAUCUUCAAGAAUGCCUUGACCGGCCUGAACAUGGGUGGUGGUAAGGGUGGUUCCGACUUCGACCCCAAGGGCAAGUCCGACAACGAGAUCCGUCGCUUCUGUGUCUCCUUCAUGACGGAGCUGUCCAAGCAUAUCGGUGCCGACACUGACGUUCCCGCCGGUGAUAUCGGUGUUACCGGUCGUGAGAUCGGUUUCAUGUUCGGCCAGUACAAGAAGAUCCGCAACCAAUGGGAGGGUGUUCUCACUGGUAAGGGUGGCAGCUGGGGUGGUAGUUUGAUCCGCCCCGAGGCCACCGGCUACGGUGUUGUCUACUACACCGAGCACAUGAUCAAGUACGUUUCCGGCGGCAAGGAGUCCUUCGCCGGUAAGCGCGUUGCCAUCUCCGGAUCUGGCAACGUCGCCCAGUACGCCGCUCUGAAGGUCAUUGAGCUCGGCGGUUCCGUCGUCUCCCUCUCCGACAGCCAGGGUGCUCUCGUUCUCAAGGGCGAGGAGGGCAGCUUCACCGCCGAGGAGAUCAACCAGAUCGCCGCUAUCAAGGUUGAGCGCAAGCAGAUCGCUGAGCUCGCCACUACCUCCGCCUUCAGCUCCAAGUUCAAGUACAUCGCCGGUGCCCGCCCCUGGACCAACAUCGUCGGUCGCAUCGACGUCGCCCUGCCCUCCGCCACCCAGAACGAGGUUUCCGGCGAGGAGGCCUCGGCCCUGAUCGCCGCUGGUGUUAAGUUCAUCGCCGAGGGCUCCAACAUGGGUUCCACCCAGGAGGCUAUCGAUGUCUUCGAGGCCCACCGUAACGCCAACCCCGGUGCUGCUGCCAUCUGGUACGCCCCCGGUAAGGCCGCCAACGCCGGUGGUGUCGCCGUCUCCGGUCUCGAGAUGGCCCAGAACUCUGCCCGUGUCAACUGGACCACUGAGGAGGUUGACAACCGUCUCAAGAACAUCAUGGAGGACUGCUUCCAGAACGGUCUCAGCACCGCUCAGAAGUACGUUACCCCCACUGAGGGUAUCCUUCCUUCCCUGGUCGCCGGUAGCAACAUUGCAGGAUUCAGCAAGGUCGCUCAGGCCAUGCACGACCAAGGAGAUUGGUGGGCUUAG